Molecule: messenger RNA, 2370 nt
Organism: [Torrubiella] hemipterigena
Lineage: Eukaryota; Fungi; Ascomycota; Sordariomycetes; Hypocreales; Clavicipitaceae
Source: the annotation of a GenBank genome assembly
AUGCAGAAUUUCGCUCCCGCGUCCCCAGGCCUUGAGCCCGCGCAGGGCGAGAGAGGCUAUCGACGCCGCAAGCUGGCUGCCAUCGCUGGCAAUCUCUACAGGACCGGACAGCAGGCCGUGACGGACCUCAAAGACUCGUAUGCGCAGUCCCGCACUAGAGCUCUGGACGGGGAAGGCGAAUUGCAGAACCCGCAUAUCCCAGGUGCCUUUCCGGACGUGGCGAUCACUUCAGGAGGCACGGAGCAGAUGGUUCUCUUCCCAUCGUAUGCAAAGCGCCACAUCAGAAGAGACUGGAGCCAAGUCCCGCCUACGGAACCUGCACAACCCGGUGCUCAGCAAGACGAGUAUUUCUGGCGCCAGGAAUGGGAGAAGAACGAAGAUGAAAAAGCCAUUGUCGAUGUAGACGUCCGAGGCUGGAUAUACUCACCACAAACCGGCCCGAUAACACGGCGAAACCGCAUCCUUAUCGGCUUGGCUCGACAACUCAGCGGUAUCUCGGUGCAAAAGACUGACACUACGACAUUAAACCCCGACAUGCCGUCACAGAUCAAGCCUCAGUCGCAGAUCCACGACGAAAUGGGCGAACAAGAGCGCAUUGAGCAAGAGGCGGCGCGGAUCGAAAAGAAGGGACAGCAAGAAAAGCAUGUUGCGUCUAGCGGCGGAUAUAGCGAAGCCAUGGGCGAUGCGAUUCCACGACCUGGCCUAUCUCGUCGCGGAAGUCAAACACCAGACUCGGUUCCGGGAAGCCCAAUCCUUGGACCCCGACAACAGUCAAACCUCAACGAACUCACAGAAGCCGAGAUGGCCAUUGCCAAUGCCAACUUAAUGGCUCGCAUUGCUCCCUUCAUGACCACGCCGCUCGUUGCACAGCCCAUCACCGUCUUCUUCUACAACGAGAGACAAUCGCAGUCGCGGACCGUGCUCACGAAUGACGCCGGCCACUUUAACGUACGCGCUGCUCUCGAGUUUGAGCCAACUCAUGUCCGCGUUCUCGCCAACGAGAGCUUGUCGACCGGUGCAGAAGUCAACAUGAUUGCCUCGCAAGGCGUUAGUCUCAUCAGUGACAUCGACGACACCAUUAAGCGGUCCAACAUCUCGAGCGGUGCGCGUGAAAUCUUCCGCAACACAUUUAUCCGUGAACUUGGCGACCUCACCAUUGACGGCGUGCAAGAAUGGUACAGCGAGCUUCAACAACUCGGCGUCCGCUUCCACUACUGCUCCAACAGCCCCUGGCAGCUGUUCCCUGUCCUCGCCAGUUUCUUCAAGCUGAACGGCCUCCCCGCCGGAUCUCUCCACUUGAAACAAUACUCAGGCAUGCUACAGGGCAUCUUUGAGCCUGUGGCUGAACGCAAAAAGGGAACACUCAACCGACUGCUGCAGGAUUUCCCAGAGCGCAAGUUCCUGCUUGUAGGCGACAGUGGCGAGGCGGAUCUUGAAGUAUACACAGAUCUUGCACUCGCAAACCCAGGCCGCGUGCUUGCCAUCUUCAUUCGUGAUGUCACUACGCCCGAAAAGCCAGGAUACUUUGACUCAGCCUACGAAGUCUCGCGGAAGAAGCCGUCUAGCUUCUCUCUCGAGGAUAGCAGGGUCCAUAUCGAGCCACCCUCACGACAAAACUCUGCGCCCAUCACAACGCCGCAAAUGAAGCCUCAGCCAGGUCCACUAAUGGGCACGCUCAUCGACUUUUCCGAGGAACCAGAAGAGGUCAACCUCGACAGCUCCGCUGCUCUUGCGCAAGUCAAGAGCUCCGCUAAACCCAUUAGUGCUUCUGACCUCCUUCGCGGCCGCAAAGCACCGCCUCCACGCCCAGCCAAGCCGGCUGCCCUACGAAGCGGCCCUUCUGCGACUGGUCCCCUAGCAAACCUGACGCUCAAGACAACCAACAUCAGCAACUCAGAACCAGCCAGCGGCCCAGGCUCAGGAAACGCCUCAUCCGUAGCAUCGCGUGCCGCAAGCGAACUCGGAGACGCCAAAACAGCGAAAUCCUCCCCCGACUUCCCUCCGCCUCUGCCGCGCCGCCGCAUCGCGAGUCUGAAGAACUUAAGCCCCAGGCUCUUCGGCCACGGACGCAGCAACUCUGAUGUGGACUUUGAUCCUCUUGAUAUCGGCUCUACUGCUGUUCCCCCAGCCGGCAUGUCAUACUACCGGUCCGGCUCCCGCUCUGGCGCAAGCACCCCGACAGGAUCGCCUAUCCUAGGCGCUCAGGGAAUGAACCGCAGGGUUGACCUCUGGAGACGGCGCGUAGCUAGAGCACAGGAGUUGCUAGAGCAGCAGGGUGUUGUGCUCUACACUUGGAAGAAGGGACAAGACGUGUCUGCCGAAGCGGUGGGCAUUGUCAAGCAAGCGCUGGAGGACAUUAAGAAACGCUGA